This is a messenger RNA of Fraxinus pennsylvanica, 1467 nucleotides long. The record is from the annotation of a GenBank genome assembly. NCBI's taxonomy places the organism in Eukaryota, Viridiplantae, Streptophyta, Magnoliopsida, Lamiales, Oleaceae.
AUGGAUUCAAGGAUGAUGGAAGAGUUUAUUCUGGGAUUUUUCAUUGCUUCUCUUUUCAGGUUUAUCGUGUUAUACAGAUUGUUUGGAAAAAGGCCACAAAAAGCUGCGAUUGAGGCGCAGACAGGUCCCAGUAGUCAUAAAAGUUCUGAAAAUUCUGUAUCCCAGAAAGAUGGAGGAACAGAUGUUGUCAUUGUUGGAGCCGGUGAUGGGCGCCGAGUACAUGUGAUUGAGAGGGACUUAACCCAACCUGAUAGAAUUGUUGGUGAGUUACUACAACCAGGAGGCUACCUCAAAUUAGUCGAGUUGGGAAUGGAGGAUUGUGUAAUUGGGAUUGAUUCUCAGAAAGUGUAUGGUUAUGCACUUUACAUAGAAGGGAAAUAUGCUAGACUGUCCUAUCCUUUGGAAGAAUUCAAUUCAGAUGUUUCCGGUAGAAGCUUUCAUCACGGGAGAUUCAUCCAAAGGUUGCGCGAAAAGGCUGCAUCUCUUCCAAAUGUCAAAAUGGAACAAGGAACUGUAACAUCUUUGGUUGAAGAAAAUGGUACUGUUAUAGGAGUUAAAUUCAAGACUAAAGAGGGUCUAGAAAAUACAGCUAAAGCUCCACUAACAAUCGUAUGCGAUGGUUGCUUUUCAAACUUGAUGUGCGUACCCCAGGUCGAUAUUAUGUCUCAUUUUGUUGGUAUGGUCGUGGUCCUGGAGAACAGCCGGCUCCCUUAUCCCAAUCAUGGACAUGUUAUAUUGGCUAACCCUUCACCUAUUUUGUUCUAUCCUGUCAGUAGCACCGAAGUACGUUGUUUGGUUGAUAUUCCCGGUCAAAAAUUACCUUCAAUUUCUAAUGGAGACAUGGCCAAUUAUUUGAAAACCAAGGUGUCUAAUCAGCUUCCGCCUGAACUUCGGGAUGCAUUCAUCAAUACAGUCGAGAAAGGAGAUAUUAGAACUAUGCCAAACAGAAGUAUGCCGGCAGCUCCAGUUCCCACUCCAGGUGCAAUUUUGCUGGGAGAUGCGUUCAACAUGCGACACCCUUUGACUGGCGGAGGAAUGACUGUUGCACUAUCUGAUGUGGUGGUCCUCCGGGAUCUACUUCGACAUGUACAAGAUUUCAGCAAUGCAGCGGCGCUCACCAAUCAUCUUGAAUCCUUUUACACCCUCCGCAAGGUGCCUUAUACAAGGUAUUCUGUCCUGCACCAGAUCAAGCCAGCAGAGAAAUACGAGGAGUGUUUUGAUUAUUUGAGCCUUGGAGGCAUUUACUCACAAGGACCAAUUGCCCUCCUAUCUGGCUUGAACCCAAGGCCUAUGAGCUUGGUUGCUCACUUCUUUGUCGUGGCCAUAUAUGGUAGUGCAUAUGGCAUCAUAUUUCCCAUCGUGAAGUCGGAAGGAGUACGACAAAUGUUCUUCCCCAUCACUAUUUCAUCCUACAAUAGGGGUGCCUCUAUUGUAAUGAAGAGUGCAAUGUUCGACAUGCUUGGAUAG